Molecule: messenger RNA, 899 nt
Organism: Zophobas morio
Lineage: Eukaryota; Metazoa; Arthropoda; Insecta; Coleoptera; Tenebrionidae
Product: ras-related protein Ral-a-like
Exons: 5
Coding region: 72-647 (191 amino acids)
Biological process (GO): Ras protein signal transduction
Cellular component (GO): plasma membrane
Molecular function (GO): GDP binding; GTPase activity; GTP binding
Source: RefSeq, a predicted model, not a curated record
AGUUGUAGUUGCAUACACCGCUGAGAUUGUAAGAGCUUGGCAGUUAGUACUUUUGGUUAAAAGUUUAGAAAAUGUCCGAAGUUCAUAAAAUUAUAAUGGUUGGUUCUGGUGGCGUAGGAAAGUCGGCUAUAACUUUACAAUUUAUGUAUGCGGAAUUCGUUAAAGACUAUGAGCCCACUAAAGCCGAUAGUUACAGAAAGACAAACUUCGAUUUAGAUGGAGCUGAAAUCGGAAUAGAUAUUCUUGACACUGCAGGACAGGAAGACUACGCUGCUAUUCGUGACAACUAUUACCGCUCUGGCGAUGGUUUUUUUUGCGUUUUCUCUUUACUAGAAAAAAUGACCUUUCAGGAAACUGAUAAUUUUCGGGAUCAGAUCUUAAGGGUUCAUGAAGACGAGAGUGUUCCCUUUAUACUCGUUGGAAACAAGUGUGAUUUAACUGAAGAGCGCGUGGUUUCCAAGGCGGAUGCUGAGAGUAAGGCGAAGAGCUGGAACGUGCCGUACUUGGAAACCUCUGCGAAGACUAAGCAAAAUGUGGAUGAGGCAUACAAAGCUCUUCUGCGGCUCAUUAUUGCCAAGAAAAACAAAGAAAAAGCAGCCCAGAAAACUAAGAAACGUAAAAAGAAGUGCUUAUUAUUUUUCCUCUAGAAAUAAAAAAUACUUGACACUACCGCAUUUAUUAUGGCUUUUAAGUAGAUAUAAACACCUUUUCAAAACAGUAUAGUGCGCUUUUGGUUCGUGAAAUACCCAUUGAGUUUCUAAGUGAUUUUAUAGAGAGCUACUAAACUCAUCGCUGCGUAAUCCGCCUAUGUAUUUUAUUGUUGAGCGCGUGGACUUAAAAUAAAUAAUUUGACAAGCGUGUGUAAGUUUUUUUAUAUGUGCAUUUUUUUUUUUAAACUA